Molecule: messenger RNA, 2457 nt
Organism: Hyla sarda
Lineage: Eukaryota; Metazoa; Chordata; Amphibia; Anura; Hylidae
Product: keratin, type I cytoskeletal 42-like
Exons: 8
Coding region: 467-1705 (412 amino acids)
Molecular function (GO): structural molecule activity
Source: RefSeq, a predicted model, not a curated record
UCAGACACCUUUAUAUCAUAUUCUUCUGCCUAUUUUCAGUGCGGAUGAACCUCUUGCAUGUUAGUUCUAGUAGACAAGGAGUUAACACCUUUAGACGUGUAAUUGUACUCUAGAGUCUGGAGAGCUGCUGCCGAGUUACUUGUGGUAGGUUUCUCAGUGCUGCAAGGAUACUGUACUCGUACAUGAUUCGAGACUUGGCAGAACAGCCUCCACCUCUGACACACCUUGUUGGUAUAAUGUGAAUAAGGGUUAAAAAAAAAAAAAGGAGCGAGUUGUUAUUCAAAAUAAUAACACCAGGGAUUGAGCAAUGGGAAACGUACUUAAUGAGAUGACACAACCCUAUUUGCCUUGCUAAGCAACUCCCACUCCGAGAGACAUAAAGUAGACUAGCGAAGAUUGUCUCCUGCUAGAGAGCAGCCGGUUGAUGAGAGUUGAUCUGUGUUAAAGGUCCUCAACUGAUGUGAACAUGAGCCACUACACUAGCAGCUUCCUAUCGUCAUCCCCCUUAGUCAAUGGAGGCCUGGGGGGGUCCCAUAGCUCUUCAUCGUACAGCAUUGGUGGAGGAAGUCAGGUCUCAGUAUCCAGAUCCAGCUCCUUUUCUUCUGGGAUCGGAAGCUACAACUACUCCAAGGAUUAUGGUGAACAUCUACUGUCCGGAAAUGGCAAGGCGACCAUGAAGAAUCUAAAUGACCGCCUUGCUUCUUACUUGGAAAAGGUUCGAUCUCUGGAGGAAGAAAAUGCCGAUUUAGAGAAUAAAAUCCAGGAAUGGCACAGCAAGAGAUCACAGACCAAGAAAAAAGACUACAGUGCAUAUGAGAAGACCAUUGCAGAACUUCAGUCCCAGCUUAUCAAUGGGCAGCUAAAUGGCGCCAAAUUAACACUACAGAUGGAAAAUGCCAAACUGGCCUCUGAUGACUUCAAGCGCAAGUAUGACACAGAAAAGGCCCUCGGCGCAGCCUUGGAAGUAGACUUGGAAGGUCUUCGGAAAGUCAUGGAUAAUCUCACUAUUGUCAGAACAGACCUGGAGAUGGAGAUCGAAGGGAUGAGGAAGCAGCUGAUCUACAUGAGGAAGAGCCACGAGGAGGAUAUGAGAAGGGCCCAAGCUCGGAAGCAGGGGUCAUCAGUCAACGUGGAAGUCGAUGCCCCAAAAGGAGCCGAUUUAGCCAAAAUCAUAGCUGAUAUGAGAAAAGAAUAUGAAGCCAUAAUAGAUAAAAACCGCAGAGAAGUUGAAGAGUGGUACAAACAACAGUCAUCAACAGUCCAACAGGAAGUAAGUACAAACACCGAAGCCUUACAAAGUAGCAAAAACCAGAUCAAGGAGUUAAGGAGGACUCUGCAGGAGCUGGAAAUUGAGUUGCAAGCAGAAAUCAGUAGGAAACAUGGAUUGGAGAAAUCCUUACAAGAAACUCAGUGUCACUCGGCAGAACAUCUUGAGAAGAUCCAGAUACUUAUCUGCCAGUUUGAGGGCGAUUUGAGCAAAGUCAGAUAUGACCUGGAACGGCAGAACAAUGACUAUAAGGUUCUUCUGGAUAUAAAGAGUCGUCUAGAGAACGAAAUUAACACAUACCGGCGCCUGAUUGACGGAAGCAGUGAGAAGUCUACUCAAUCUACAGAUACAAACCGAAAGGUCAAGACCAUCGUUCAAGACAUGGUGAAUGGAAGAGUGGUGAACGCCAGAAUUUCCGAAAUCCCACAGAAACUGUGAUAGCCAUGAAGACUUAAAUCUUGGGAUGCAACAAAUGUUUUACAGAAGAAGCGGAUGACAGAUACCCUGUUUACAUGUGCCAAUAUUUAUCAUUAAUGUACAGAGGGACUAUUCUAAUAUGUACCUGUCCAGAGAGAUAUUUAUUGAUGAGAACACAGGAGAACCAUGUACAGUGUGUCUGCUUAAUGCAAUAACACAAUGAUGCCAGACCUUCCCAUAUUAUUAUGGUCACAUCAACUAGGUUACAUUUUUUUAAACAUAUGCUGGGUCCUUUAGUAAGAGUAUCAUUUAGGAGCAUGUUCCCGGAAAUGUGAUGAUUUUCCUUUUUUUUUUUUCUUUUUUUUUGUUUUGCUUAUAUCUAAAGCUGGUCUUUCAUACUUGUAAUAUAAACCCCAAGGAGAAUAGGUGGAAGUACUUAUUAUUUUCUAUUGAAUCGUCUCCUUUUGGAAUAGGGGUGUCUGCUUCCGCCACUUUGAAGUACCUUAUAAGAGUGUUUUAGUUCAAUAGUUGAAGACCCUUACCUCUUAAAGGGGUACUCCACCCCUAGAUAUCUGAUCACCACAGUAUAGCAAAUAUAUUGUAUAUGUCACCUGUUCACACUUGGGCGGGUGUCUUGGGUUUUUCAAUAGUGACCCCCACAGUAUAGCAUGCGGCACCCACCUGUUUCUUGUCUGGAAGCGCUGGAGGGUCUGGGUCGCGACCACGGGAACGGACGUCUGUGACGUCAUGACUCCGCCCCCGUGUGACAUCAU